CUUUUUUAGCAGUACUGGUGGGUUAGGUGUUUAUUUUCUAUGGAGUUCUGCUUCUGUUGUGGGAUGUAACGGUGUCUUUUCUGAGCACAAAUGUCCCACUGACCCCUUUCUAUGGAAAACCGCACAAUGGAGUUUGAUGUCACUCAGAGGAAGUUGGCUAAGACUCCACAAGAAGCCACAAAUAUUGAAGAACAAGGAUAUGAAAAGACAGAGGACACGUCAGAGAAGACGUCAUUGGCUGACCAAGAAGAUGCACGACUCAUAUACCUUAAUCAGCCGCAGUUCACCAAGUUUUGCAGCAACCGUGUCAGCACGGCCAAAUAUAACUUUCUCACCUUUCUCCCCCGGUUCCUCUACUCCCAGUUCAGGAGGGCAGCAAAUGCCUUUUUUCUCUUCAUUGCACUCCUCCAGCAAAUUCCAGAUGUAUCCCCUACUGGUCGGUGGACCACACUGGUGCCGCUGCUCUUCAUUCUGGUUGUCGCUGCUGUCAAAGAAAUAAUUGAAGAUCUGAAACGCCACAAAGCUGACAACGUGGUCAACAAAAAGGAAUGUCAAGUCUUAAGGAAUGGAGCUUGGGAGAUUGUGCACUGGGAGAAGGUGGCUGUUGGGGAAGUAGUCAGAGCUGCAAACGGGGAUCAUCUCCCGGCUGACCUCGUCAUUCUGUCGUCCAGUGAACCACAGGGUAUGUGCUACAUUGAAACAUCUAAUCUGGAUGGGGAGACCAACCUUAAAAUCAGACAGGGUCUCCAAGUGACGGCGGACAUUAGGGACAUUGAGAACCUGGUACGGCUGUCGGGGAAGAUGGAAUGCGAGAGCCCAAACCGGCACCUGUACGAGUUUGUUGGAAACAUCCGCCUGGAUGGUCACAGCACCGUUCCCCUGGGUCCCGACCAGAUCUUGCUGAGAGGAGCCCAGCUGAGGAACACACAGUGGGUCCAUGGUGUGGUGGUCUACACGGGACAUGACACUAAACUUAUGCAGAACUCCACACGGCCUCCUCUGAAGCUCUCCAACGUUGAGCGGAUUACCAACUUUCAGAUCCUCGUGCUGUUCGGCUGCCUGCUGGCCAUCUCCCUCAUCUGCUCCAUCGGUCAAACCAUCUGGAAGUACCAGUACGGCGACGAAGCCUGGUACAUGGAUCUGAACUCUCCAGACGGCGGGGCUGCAAACUUUGGCCUCAACUUCCUUACCUUCAUUAUCCUUUUCAACAAUCUGAUACCAAUAAGCCUACUGGUCACACUGGAGGUUAUCAAAUUCAUACAAGCCUUUUUCAUCAACUGGGACACUGACAUGCUGUAUGAGCCCACAAACACACCUGCUAUGGCCCGCACCUCCAACCUGAAUGAAGAAUUAGGCCAGGUGAAAUACAUCUUCUCUGACAAGACAGGAACGCUGACCUGUAAUGUAAUGCAGUUUAAGAAGUGCACAGUCGCCGGUGUGGCCUAUGGCCAUGUCCCUGAAGCUGAGGACGGUAGUUUUGCAGAAGAAGACUGGCACAGCGCAAACUCGUCAGAGGAGGCUGGAUUUAAUGACCAGAGCUUACUGGAAAACCUCCAAAGCAAUCACCCUACAGCUGCUGUUAUCCUGGACUUCAUGACCAUGAUGGCCAUCUGUCACACUGCAGUGCCUGAGCGCAUCGACGGAAAGAUCAUCUACCAAGCUGCUUCUCCAGAUGAAGGAGCUCUAGUCAGAGCGGCCCGAAACCUCGGCUUUGUGUUUUCUGGACGAACCCCUGACAGCGUGAUUGUGGAAAUACUCGGAAGUGAAGAAAAGUAUGAGCUGCUUCAUGUUCUUGAAUUUACAAGCACCAGGAAGAGAAUGUCGGUCAUCAUGCGCACCCCAUCUGGGAAGAUUCGCCUCUACUGCAAAGGAGCUGACACUGUGAUCUACGACCGUCUGGCAGACAGCUCAAGGUACAAAGAGAUCACAUUAAAGCACCUGGAGCAAUUUGCCACUGAAGGCCUGCGCACUCUGUGCUUUGCAGUGGCAGACAUCAGCGAGUCAUCCUAUCAGCACUGGCUGGAGCUCCACCACCGAGCUAGCACCUCCAUCCAGAACAGAGCCCUGAAACUAGAGGAGAGCUACGAGCUGAUUGAGAAGAACCUGCAGCUCCUGGGGGCCACAGCGAUAGAAGACAAGCUUCAAGAUAAAGUACCCGAAACUAUCGAGACGCUAAUGAAAGCUGAUAUUAAGAUCUGGAUCCUGACGGGGGACAAACAGGAAACGGCCAUCAAUAUCGGACAUUCCUGCAAACUUCUUACAAAGAACAUGGGCAUGCUGGUCAUCAACGAAGACAGUCUGAACGCAACACGUGAAACCCUUAGCCACCACUGUGGGCAGCUGGGAGAAGCCAUCUACAAGGAAAACGACUUUGCUCUCAUCAUUGAUGGAAAGACUCUUAAAUACGCUCUUACGUUCGGAGUGCGCCAGUACUUUCUGGACCUGGCCUUGUCCUGUAAAGCAGUCAUUUGUUGCAGAGUUUCUCCUCUUCAGAAGUCAGAGGUAGUUGAAAUGGUGAAGAAACAAGUGAAGGUGAUCACUUUGGCCAUUGGGGACGGAGCUAAUGAUGUAGGGAUGAUCCAAACGGCUCACGUCGGAGUGGGAAUCUCUGGCAACGAAGGCUUGCAGGCAGCAAAUUCCUCUGACUACUCUAUUGCCCAGUUCAAGUACUUGAAGAAUCUGCUGCUCGUCCAUGGAGCCUGGAAUUACAACCGCGUAGCCAAGUGCAUCCUGUACUGUUUCUACAAGAACAUUGUUCUCUAUAUCAUUGAGAUCUGGUUUGCAUUUGUCAAUGGCUUCUCUGGGCAGAUCCUCUUCGAACGCUGGUGCAUUGGCUUGUAUAAUGUGAUCUUUACUGCCUUACCACCUCUUACUUUGGGAAUAUUUGAGCGCUCCUGUAGGAAAGAAAAUAUGCUGAAAUACCCAGAACUUUACAAAACCUCCCAGAAUGCAAUGGGCUUCAACACCAAGGUCUUCUGGGCUCAUUGUCUGAACGGCCUCUUCCACUCCGUCAUCCUCUUCUGGUUCCCCCUGAAAGCCUUCCAGCAUGAUACGGUGUUUGGUAGCGGACAAACUCCAGACUACCUGCUCUUAGGAAAUAUGGUCUACACAUUUGUCGUCAUCACAGUCUGUCUUAAAGCGGGUCUGGAGACGUCAUCCUGGACCACGUUCAGUCACAUUGCCAUCUGGGGAAGCAUCGGCCUGUGGGUGGUGUUUUUCAUCAUCUACUCCUCCCUUUGGCCCCUCAUUACCCUGGCACCCGACAUGUCCGGAGAGGCAAAAAUGAUGUUCAGCUCGGGAGUCUUCUGGAUGGGCCUGUUUUUCAUCCCGGUCACUUCGCUGAUCUUUGACGUGGCUUACAAAGUUGUGAAGAAAGUGUUCUUCAAGACCCUGGUGGAUGAGGUGCAGGAGCUGGAGGCUUUAUCUAAGGACCCUGGAGCAGUAGUGCAUGGGAAGAGUUUGACGGAGCGGGCCCAGCUCCUGAAGAACGUCUUCAAGAAGAGCACGGUCAGUCUGUACCGCUCCGAUUCCAUGCAGCAGAACCUGCUCCAUGGAUAUGCCUUUUCUCAAGAUGAGAACGGAGUGGUGUCCCAGUCUGAAGUGAUCAGAGCAUACGACACCACCAAGCAGAGGGCCGAGUGGUGAUCCAUCGCCCCUCCUGGACCCAGUCAGACCCUCUGGAGCCACAGCUGCUGUCUCCACAGCAGAUAUUUAACAGAAAGAGGUGUUCAAGCACUGAAGGGAAACUACGGACAAAAAAGAUGAACUGAGGAGGAUCGUGAAGAUAGAAAAAACAAACAAACAAAAAAGAAAAAGGCGAGGAAGGAAACAAACCGUGUUCACUAUCAGCUGUGUUUGUGUGUCCAGCAGAAUUGAUGAGCACUGUGCAUUUUUAGGCAUUCUGUGGUCCAAAGUUCUUCACUGUUCUCGCUGCGUUUAGACAGAGCCAAGCUCUCCUUUUCCAGCACUGAGCCACUACGCCUGACGUCAUUGUAUUCCACCACUCCUAAACACUGUCAGCAGAGGUGAGAGCGCAGGACGGCGGGCAGGUCAGAGGAAUCCAGCUUGUGAAAGAUUGCCAAAGAGCAGUCGUGUAAACAAUCGUCCAGGUACUAGUGAAUUCGAACAGUUUUUUGUUUUCCUUUUAUCUAAAUGCAGGUGAAUUUUCUCCAGAUUCAGAGCAAAUGUUUGUAAUGCUUUUGUUCGUUUUAUGCACUUGGUGAGCAUCUCUCGUGACGCCUUACAUCUUCUCAUGCCUUCGUCCUGGUUUGUUGUUUUUAUUUAGGUUUUUAAGUUCCAGCUUUUAAACAUGUAGAUGCCGUGCCUGGUUUUUAAUGAUUUUAGAUUUUUACUGUGAAGCAGACAGUAUUCCUGUUUCCUCAUCUUUGAACAGCCAGAGCUCGGCUCUCGAUCUAGAAUGGCAUUCCACACAUCACUCCUGUCUCAACAAUCACAGCGGUGCCUACCUGAAACCUUCCCUCCUAGAAGAAAAAAAGUAUUGCCAAGAAUAAUUUAGUGCUACUUUCAAACUCUCCUUCUGUCUCACACACUCCUAAAGACAAAACCACUGUCUGAACUCCACAGUAUUGCACUUCUGCAGUGUUUUAAACCACAGAUCUGCUCCUGCAGAGUUGACCUAAAGGCAAGCUCACAGUAGCGGUAGUGUUUCCCCUAAAAAUGGAGAUUUUAUCCCUUUUAACAUAAGUGCCAUUAGCUUAAGGGAGAGAAAUAUUGACCAGGAAAAUCCACAGCGGUAUCAAAACUACUUUGUCUCUAUGGUUCUUUUGUGAAUUUGUAUUUUUAUAUUGGAGAUCUAUGACUUUUGCAUUGAUUGGCUUUGUAAUGAAUCGUCUGUAAACUUUUGAUUUUUGGCAGGAUAAACUCGAUCCGUCGUGGAAACUCGCUUUCUGAAAUGUCUCGUUAUUAUUAUUAAUAUGGAUGUUAUUAUUCUGGCUUGUUUUAUUUAUAACUGACUGACCCGUGUCUGUGUGAUUGGUUUCUUCUCCCUAUGGGAGAUCAGAUUUCCCACUGUGUGCGUGUGUCACUUCAUAGCCCGCCUGUGCAUGUGCUGUACGUGUGUGUGUGUGUGCAUGUGUUUGUCUUCUAUGAGACUGGGAGUACUGGUGUGUUUCUUUUAUUAUCUGUGGGUGUGUGUGUGUUGAUGCUCGCUCCAGUUGUCCGUCUGCACGACGUCAGGUAUAGUUCUGAUUAAUCUGUGUGCUGCUGCAUGGCCCCUACAGGGAAGUGGGUGUGUCUGUGUGCAGGAUGACAGUGUGUCUGUGUGUGUGUUCAGCUCGCUUUAACACAAAGUGUUACACAAUGCACUCUAUGUACCUUUGCAGGUGUUAGUAUCUGGUAUGAUCUAGGUUGUCAUUUCUAAAGUGUGUGUGUUUGUUUUACUUCAUGCGACGUACCUCUGCUCUACAGGAAUGCUCUUUUGUGUUUUAGGUUUCAGAUACUUUACUUGUUUUCCUUAAUAGCGUAAAAUGAAUUGGUUGUUGGGGAAUUUUCCAAGCAGCUGAAUGUGGCUGUCGUCUUCGUUGUCGCCGUCUUUUCGCGGGGAGGCUUAGAUUGUCGCUUUUUCUUCUUCUUUUUUUUUUUUUUUUAAGGCAAAGAACAUAAAGCUGUCUGUGGAAGUCGUGGGCUGCAUGAGUGGAAGACGCGCACUGUUCUCCCAGCGUUAACUGUACUACUGCUGAAUCCAACCUUGAGUGUUGAUCACUUUGCAAAAGAUGGAAAAACUGCACCUUUAACUUUUUUCUUUGUUUUAAAUGUCUGAUUCUUUUGUUCAUUGAUUGUUCUGCAUGUUGGGACUGCAAACCUACUAAGUGUUGUCUUUUACUGCCAUGAAGGACUACUGAAAUAAACUUUACAAUCAAACACUCAGACUGAUUCUUCUGCACCUAUAGAUGGCGGUAUCAGUGAUUCAGCAACAAGAGAUUUGUAAAAUUCGCCUUUCCCCACUGAAUUGUGAUUUUCUUUGGGGCUGCUCCUUUCUCUCCCACAUAAAACCUAAUAACGAACCAUGUUUGUUGAUUUAUGGACUGAAGGAAUGCUGUUUUCAUGAUCUUAGCAGCUGAUCUCAGAUUGGAGCCGAUCAACUGAAAAUUAGCCGACUCACAUCUUUGACCUCCUGAUUGGUGCAUCUCUUAAAACAACAAAAUCAGGGAAACGAGGAAAGGAAGGAAAACAUAGCAAGGAAAGCCAAGAUCAUAAAUUAAAUGCAGACUUUUGAUU
Molecule: messenger RNA, 6237 nt
Organism: Cyprinodon variegatus (sheepshead minnow)
Lineage: Eukaryota; Metazoa; Chordata; Actinopteri; Cyprinodontiformes; Cyprinodontidae
Gene: atp8a1
Product: ATPase, aminophospholipid transporter (APLT), class I, type 8A, member 1
Exons: 38
Coding region: 112-3645 (1177 amino acids)
Biological process (GO): phospholipid translocation
Cellular component (GO): plasma membrane
Molecular function (GO): magnesium ion binding; ATP binding; ATPase-coupled intramembrane lipid carrier activity
Source: RefSeq, a predicted model, not a curated record